AUGGAUACGGAACAGUUACUGGAUGAUAAUGGAUCUGAGGAAUUUUCAGAAGAUAUUAGAAUACAAGAGCUACAGUCUUUAGAAGCAAUAUAUUCUAAUACAGCAGACAUUGAUUAUAAAAACUUGACAGGAUCUGCCAUUAUUCCAAUACGGCUUGAAAAAGAUAUCGAAAUCAUAUUACAUGAUGGAAACUUACGGGUUUCAGAUAAACAAUUGCAAAUAGAUCUGGCUACUGAAAGUACGGAUAUGCAUGUAAGGAAAGAUAAAAUUAAAAACCUUCCUCCUGUACAGCUUACAUUCAGAGUAACUGAGAAAUAUCCUUUUGAAGAGCCACCAGAAUUCUAUAUUAAUACGACAGUCCUAUCCGAUAAUGAUGUGGAGUCGCUUUACACAAGUUUGCAUAAAUUGUGGGAUGAUUUUAAAGACCAAGUUCUUUAUGCACUGAUCGAUUUUAUACAAGAAAAAAUCGAUAACCAUCUAGAAACGCUAAUUGGUCCAGUGAUAGAUUGUGGUACUGACGUUGAGAAGUAUCGUAAUUUCCAGGAGUUUAACGUGUCAGAAGUGAAAUCACAGUUUGAUAACGAAACAUUUACUUGCGAUAUUUGUCAGGAUGACUUCAAGGGUGCAAAUUGCUCUAGGUUUGAUUCAUGUGGUCAUGUAUUUUGUAACAGUUGUCUUUAUGAUUAUUUUAUAUCGUUGAUUAAUACAGGAGAUAUUGACAAGGUCCACUGUCCUCAUUUUGAGUGUACCAAGAAGUUUAUCCAACUAAAAGAUAAGUACUUGAGAUUGGAUGGCAUAAAUAUAGAUACAUUCAACUUUAAUGAAUUUAAGGCUAAUAUCAUGACUCCACCUAUAUCCUUUGAGCUUUUAUCCAGAAUCUUGAAAUUUAAAGAUUCGGGCUCUAGUUCGGAAGAAAUGGUUAAAAGAUAUCAAGAUCUUUUCAUAAAACAACAGUAUGAUCUUAUUUCGAAAUUGUUUCCUGCUAGGUUGGUUUCAUGCCCUAGGACAGGAUGUCCAGAACAAAUAUUUAGGGAAAAUACAAGCGAUCCCUUAGUAAUAUGUCGAAGAUGCAAAUACGCAUUUUGCAAUGAUUGUCAUAAAUCGUGGCACGGUACUUAUUAUAAAUGCGUCAAAAAGGAUAAGAGUCAUAUGUAUUCUGAUAUUCCUCUAGAGGGAUUGGACUUGUGGUUAGAAAGUGGAGAAAAUUCAAAGGAACGAAUUAGAUUGGGAUAUCUUUAUGGAAAAGCUUUGAUCCGUAAAAUGGCCAACGAAUAUCUAAUGGACAAGAUGUUUAAUGAUAUGUUGAAUGAUGAAAACCAAGGUUUAAGAAAGUGCCCUACUUGCGAAAUCAUCAUUCAAAGGUUGGAUGGAUGUAAUAAAAUGUGCUGCUCCUCGUGUCGUACAUUUUUUUGUAAUUUAUGUGGUUGUUAUUUGGAUCACUCUCGACCUUACGACCAUUAUAAGAACUUUGAGAGUCCUUGUUAUGGUAGGUUGUUCGAAGGCAUGCCGGGACUAGAAGAUGAGUGA
Molecule: messenger RNA, 1527 nt
Organism: Debaryomyces tyrocola
Lineage: Eukaryota; Fungi; Ascomycota; Pichiomycetes; Serinales; Debaryomycetaceae
Source: the annotation of a GenBank genome assembly